AUGUCCCCGUCCUGGUGCCACCCACCGCCCCCCGCUUCAGCCACUCCUCCCGGCCGCCAGGUGGCGCCCGCCGCGCCCGCCGGAACCAUAGAGAGCGGCGCGCGCCUCCCGCCUUCCGCGUGUGUCCGCCCACGUGACAGGGAGGGGCUCCCCAUUGGCCGCGCCGGCGGGGCCGGGCGCGCGCCCCCGCGGCUGUGUGCCCGUGCCGCGUUCGUGCAUGUCCGCGUACCUGUGUGUCCCAGAACAUGUGCAGGGGUGUGUGAACGCACCGUGCAGCGCUCAGGUGUGAUGGGGUACCGGUAUGCCGGGAGCCGUGCAGGUGUGUACACCUGGCUGCGUGUGCAGGUGUGCCUGUGCAGCAGUCACGUGUCCGUGGCCCUGUCCAUCCCCGCCAUGGAGGCCUUGUUGAGGAAGUGCCGUGUCCUGGCACUGGGCGCCCGUCAAUGCGGGAUCAGGGCCCGGCACGGUGGCACCCCGGGCAGGGCCAGGCGCCUUCUGCUCUCACAGCUCUUCCAGCCGCUGGCCCUGCCCAUGGGCGGCCAGGCAGGAGCCGAGGGCCGGCCCGGGGAGCCCACCUGCCGCAGCCAGCGGCUGAUGCUGCAGGCAGGGCUCAUCCAUCCCACCAUCCCCGGCUGCUAUUCCUACCUGCCGCCCACCGUCCGUGCCAUGGAGAAGCUGAUCAAGGUGAUGGACCAGGAGAUGCAGGCCGUGGGUGGGCAGAAGCUGAACCUGCCCAGCCUGUGCUCGGCCGAGCUGUGGCGCGCCAGCGGCCGCUGGGACCAGAUGGGGCCGGAGCUUUUCCGGCUGGUGGAUCGGCACAACCACGGCUACUGCCUGGGCCCCACGCACGAGGAGGUGGUGACAGCGCUGGUGGCCUCGCAGAGCGGCCUGUCCUACAAGCAGCUCCCGCUGCGCCUCUACCAGAUCACCAGGAAGUUCCGGGAUGAGCCCAAGCCACGCUUCGGUUUGCUGCGCAGCCGGGAGUUCUACAUGAAGGACAUGUACACCUUCGACACCUCUGAGGAGGCGGCUCGGCGCACCUACGAGCAGGUGUGUGCCGCCUACUGCAGCCUCUUCACCCGCCUGGGGCUGCGCUUUGUCAAGGUGCAGGCGGCCACGGGCAGCAUCGGCGGCACCACGUCCCACGAGUUCCAGCUCCCGGCGGACAUCGGCGAGGACAGGCUGCUGCUGUGCCCUCAGGGACAUUUUGCUGCCAACGUGGAGACGCUAAACGGGGAGCAAACCUCGUGCCCCACGUGUGGGGAGAAACUCAGUGAGACCAAAGGGAUUGAGGUAGGGCACACGUUUUACCUGGGCACCAAGUACUCCUCUGUCGCCAACGCCCAGCUGGCAGAAAUGGGCUGCUACGGCCUGGGUGUCACUCGCAUCCUGGCGGCCUCCAUCGAGGUGCUCUCCACUGAGGACAGCAUCCCAUGGCGGAGCCCGAGCAGCAGGACGGCAUGGCCGGAGCGCCGGAGCCGCCGCGGUACCGGGGAGCGCUGA
Messenger RNA from Sturnus vulgaris (Common starling), 1503 nucleotides. NCBI's taxonomy places the organism in Eukaryota, Metazoa, Chordata, Aves, Passeriformes, Sturnidae. The record is from RefSeq and is a predicted model, not a curated record.